This is a messenger RNA of Phoenix dactylifera (date palm), 1947 nucleotides long. Its product is annotated as histone H1-like. Gene Ontology annotation, molecular function: double-stranded DNA binding; structural constituent of chromatin; nucleosomal DNA binding. The record is from RefSeq and is a predicted model, not a curated record. Gene Ontology annotation, cellular component: nucleus; nucleosome. NCBI's taxonomy places the organism in Eukaryota, Viridiplantae, Streptophyta, Magnoliopsida, Arecales, Arecaceae. Gene Ontology annotation, biological process: negative regulation of DNA recombination; nucleosome assembly; chromosome condensation.
CCCUGUCGGUCCGUAUUUAAAUCCCCGUAUUCUACCGUCUGCUCCCACGUCACCUAUUCCUGUUGAUCUCCCUCUUGCCAACUGUAACCCAAAGACUCGUCUCGUUUGCUCUCGAUCGCCAAGCGAUGGCGGGUGAGCAGAACACGCCGGCGGUGGUGGAGGAGAAGGUCCAGGAUUCGGCGCCGGCGGAGCCCGCGGUGGAGGAUCCCUCGGCAAAGGCCGUGGCCAAGUCGAAGAAGGCCAAGGAGCCCAAGGCCAAGAAGCCUUCGGCUCCCAGGAAGCCCCGAUCUCCUCCUACUCACCCCCCUUACAUCGAGAUUAUCGGAGAGGCGAUCACGGCGUUGAAGGAGAGGACUGGAUCGAGUCAGUACUCGAUCACCAAGUUUAUUGAAGACAAGUACAAGGCUCAAGUGCCCCCUAACUUCCGCAAGCUUCUCCUGCUGCAGCUCAAGACCAGCGGCAAGCUCAACAAAAUCAAAAACUCCUACAAGCUCCCACCCUCUCGCCCGAAGUCUGCCUUCUGUUGGAAAAAUUUAAAUGCGCAUGCAGCCCUAGAGCUUCUGUAAAUUAAUCGUGGACGUCAGUGCCUGCUGGCCGCGAGAAUAGCGUGGAUGCGUUCGUAAAAGGCGCGCAUUCAUAAAAAUUACAAAAAAAAUUUUAUAAAUAUUUUUAUAAAUAUUUUUUAUUUUUUAAUUUAUGAUUUAAAUUUAUUAAAUAAAUAGAUUUAUUUUAUACUAGAAUAGAUUUUAUUUUAUACUAUAAUAAAUUUAUUUUGAUGCUAAAUAAUAUACAUAUAUAUUAUUCUAUUUAAGAUUUUUUAUUAAUUAUAAUUAUUAGAUUUAUUUGCUUAUUUAGAUGAUUUAUUGCUAACCAUUUAAAGAAAUUUUAUUUUAUUUUUUUGUUAGUAAUAAAAAAUUUUAGUUUAAGUUUAUUAUAUUUUUAAUAGGAUUUUUUUUUAAAAAUAAUGAUCUAAUUCGAUAGGAAGUUUGGAAACAUAAAAAAAUAUAAUCUUAGUUAUUUUAAAAUGUGGGGGGUGCUUGACAAAAGUUACAAAUAGUCUAAUUAAAGGCAGGUCGAAGCACGUAAAUAAUGUCUAAAAGAAGUAUUUGUCUUAAAGUAUGGAUCUUUCGAUAAUUUUUUUGGAGAUAUGAUGAUCUAAUUUUUUUUUUUGGUAUGUCUCGAAAGAAGUCAAAUUGUCGAAUCCGUUCGAAAUUACAGAUUUAGUAAAAAACGAAAUAAAAAAUAAAAUAAAAUAUAAAAAGAUAAAAAAUAAAAGUGGCUAAGAGGAGGAAGUAUUUUUUUAAAAAUAUUUUUAAUAUUUUUUUUGUUUAAAAUUAAAUAAAAUAGAAAGUAUUAAUUGAAAUUUUUUUUUGUACAUAUGUCCGCGCCUUUCGCGGACGCGUCCGCACUGUGGUCGAGACAUGUGUCUCGGCCGCAUACAUAUUUAAAUUUUUUCAAUAUCUUUACUUCUGCUCCGGCAAAAUUUAAUCUCAUGUCGAAGCCCAAGCUCAAGCCCAAACCUUCUGCGGCCACCAAGAUGAAGCCGAAGCCGGUGGUGACCAAGCCCAAAGCUUCGGUGAAGCUGAAACCUGCGGGGAAGGUGGCCAAGUCGAAGAUGAAUAGUCGGCUGGGGAAGGCAGCCAAGGGCUCCCCUCAGAAGAAAACGGUUCCCCCGGCGAAGCUCAUGGUCGCUCCCAAAGAAGGCUGCGCCGAAAAAGAUGAAAGUCGGGAGGAUUGGUGCCGAGGCCUUCGACGAAGAAGGCCCCUUCCAAGAUUAAAAAGAAGGAGACGUUGUAGGGCAGUUUGUAAAUUUGAUAGUCUUGUAGGGGUAUAUAAGUACCUGCAUACCUCUUUUUAAUUCUUUUUAAUUUCUUUUAGGGUUUCUUUGGUUGGAACUGACAAAAAUAUAAUUUUGGAAGGAAAUAAAUUUUGUUAUAUUUGGUUGGU